Malassezia vespertilionis is the source of this 459-nucleotide messenger RNA. RefSeq lists its product as uncharacterized. The record is from RefSeq and is a predicted model, not a curated record. The coding region runs from base 1 to 459 and encodes 152 amino acids. NCBI's taxonomy places the organism in Eukaryota, Fungi, Basidiomycota, Malasseziomycetes, Malasseziales, Malasseziaceae. The transcript has 2 exons.
AUGGGCAGCUUGCUUGGCGAAUGGGCGAAUGUGCAUUGUGGGCACUACACACUGCGCGGCUGUACUGUGCAGAGCAUGCGUCCCGUACACCUUGUCUCUACCAAGGUACCCUUGCCCUCGUUUUCUGCACACCAAGGCGAUCCACUCGCGGCAAUGUCGUUGGGUCGUGCGCGGCCUGCGCCGCCUCUUGAUACCCUGUUGGAAACGACAAAAGAGGAGGCGAUGGAAAUCGAUCCGCUUCCUGAGCCGACACCGCACUUGGUCUUUGGGCCGCAGCGAUUUGCAGGGCCUGAGACGCAGAGUGGGCUGGAGGAUUUGUUUCAUAGCAAGCUUGCGCUCGAAUCGGACAUGUGCAUUGCGCAAGACGCAGCACAUGGCUGGAUGACAGUGAACAUGCCGCUGGCUUUUGUGGUGCUGGGUGUGGGAGCAUUGCUGUGGUACGGACUGCGUGUGCAGUAG